AUGUUUGUUCUCGGCAAAACCACUGCUGGUGAAGCAGCAGAAUUUGUGAUCAAACCCCUGAGUUUUGGGAUUGCGACAAUAAUUGUGGCAGUGCCUGUUGGACUAUCUAUUGCUGUUCUCUUGAACGUUGCAAAUACAACGAGAAAAAUGAAGACAGACAACGCUUUGGUGCAGACACUCUCUUCUUGUGAAACAAUGGGGUCGGUUACAACUAUUUUGUGUCAUAAAACUGGCAUUUUGACUUUGAAUGAGAUGUCGGUGGUUGAUGUUUGCGCUGGAGGUAUAAGAAUGCAGGAUAUGGAUGAUGUUUCACAGCUGCCCCCACUGCUUAAAGAGCUAUUAAUAGAAGGCAUUGCCCAAAACACAAAUGGUAGUGUUGUUUUUGAAACGGGAGUGGUUGAACCAGAGGUUUAUGGAUCACAAACAGAACAAGCCAUUCUUAUCUGCGAUCCCACAGAGAUUGAUGAACAGCAACGAAAGUUAUUUGAAGAAACGAUUGAAAACAUGUGUAAGGGACGCAUGCGUUGUGCUGCACUUGCUUAUCGACGCUAUGAACCGGAAAGUCUUCCAACCAUUGAGGAACUUUCUAGACUACCUCAGAACCUUGUUUUGUUGGCUAUUAUUGGUAUAAAGGAUCCUUGCCGGCCAGGCACAAGGGAUGCGAUCCAACUGUGUAAUUCCGCAGGUGUUAAGGUUUGCAUGGUGACGGACGAUGACGUUUUGACUGCACAAGCAAUAGCAAUGGACUGUGGGAUACUAGAGGUUACAUUAGGGAUUGAUGAUGUAAGGACAGGAGCUCAAUUUCGGGAGCUUUCCGAUGAAGAAAGAGAUCAGAUUGCCGAAAACAUCUUAGUUCUUGCUCAAGCCACUCCCAGCGACAACCUUCUGCUUGUCAAAGCUCUGAAGAAAACAGGGCAUGUAGUUGCAGCCACGGGGAUGGGAAUACAUGAUACAAUGACACUACGUGAGGCGGAUGUUGGCCUUGCAAUGGGAAUUGGAGGGACAGCAGCAGCAAAAGAGAGCUCCGAUAUCAUUAUAUUGGAUGACAGUUUUGUCACGAUUCUCAAGGUUAUUCAAUGGUGUCGAUCUCUAUACACCAAUAUCCAGAGAUACGUCUUAUUCCGGCUCACUGUCACUGUAUCAACCGUGGCUAUCUGUGUGGUUGAGGUUGUGGUUUAUGAUGCAUUUCCACUUUUCGCCGUCCAGCUUCUGUUGCUUAAUCUUAUUGUCGACAUCUUUGGAGCAUUAGCGUUGGCAUACAGACCAACACCUCAGCACCUAAUGGGAAAGCCACCAGUUGGUAUAAGAGACCAUCUUAUAACCACGACGAUGUGGUGCAAGUUGGUGAUACAGGUGAUUUACCUAGUGCUGAUUCUGGCGCUCAUAAAUUCUGACACGUUACUGAAGUUGAAGCAUGGGAAUACGGGUGAUGCUGAAAAAGUGAAGAACACAUUUAUAUUCAAUUCCUUGGUCUUCUGCUUGGUUUUUGGUGAGUUUGAGAUCAGAAGUGGAGACCAAACCUUGAAAGAAAUCCUUAGAGACAAUAUGUUUCUCAUUACAAUAGGCUCAACUAUUUUAUUUCAGAUAAUCGUAACACAGUUCCUGGGGAUUUUCAUAUCUGGCGUUAGGCUUGACUUCAAAAAUUGGGUCUUGGCAAUUCUUGUGGGACUUGUCAGCCAAGCCGCCACUCACUUCCCUUUGCAAGCAUUUCAGUAUCUCCAAAACGUCAUUCUCGCAUUGGCUUUGACCGUGCCUUUCUUCGGCUAUAUCUUGAGCCUCACGGGAUCGUUGGUUAGUGUCACGAUCGCUGUCAUAUUACCGUCUGCUUUCUACUUGAAGAUUUGCUGGGACGAGAUGUCGAAGUUCAAGAGAGUCGCGAAUCUCGGGUGCCUUCUUGGAGUUUUGGGAUCGUUUGAUUCCUCUAAGUCGCUUGUCAAAGAGCUUGUUCGCGUUCAUGGAGCCAACCCUCCACUAGGACCACCACCAGUGUCAGCCGGAGAUCUGGAAACCCGACCCGAGGAAAACCGGGAAGGAUCCGGUGAUCUUGAUAUUCCUGUAGCCAUGCAUGUACGUAGAUGGUGCCGAGGACGAAUAAAGUAA
Microthlaspi erraticum is the source of this 2100-nucleotide messenger RNA. The record is from the annotation of a GenBank genome assembly. Lineage: Eukaryota; Viridiplantae; Streptophyta; Magnoliopsida; Brassicales; Brassicaceae.